Molecule: messenger RNA, 1213 nt
Organism: Protomyces lactucae-debilis
Lineage: Eukaryota; Fungi; Ascomycota; Taphrinomycetes; Taphrinales; Protomycetaceae
Exons: 1
Coding region: 357-1163 (268 amino acids)
Source: RefSeq, a predicted model, not a curated record
CGUUCGUCAUGGUUCUAAGUUGCCCUGUACAGAAGCUCGCAGCCCAACGGCAAAGCUCCGAAGUCCAAACUGUUCAACUCUACAUGCGGUGCACAUGAAUUGACAUGCUGAAUACAUGUUCCAGCAGACGAUCGGCUGUGACCCACUUGUUACUAUGCAUUCAUUGUACUAGGGUAACUCAGGCUACACAGCAGCUCGCUGAGAUCGAUUGAAAACUUAUGCCCGAGCGGUAUUCCAAGAAUAGAUGCCUAUGACUUCUGAGACCGUAUCAGCUCGUCUAUAAGAAGGGUCUGCUUCGCAUCCUUGUACCACAUCAAUCAACAGCUUCUUCUUCAGCUUCAGCUUCUUUUUUCAACAUGCUCUUCAACGCCCUCAUUGCUUCUAGCAUCGUCGCCUUUGUUUCGGCGGCACCUGCUCCAGUCGACUACAAUACCGUCGACUAUUCCGGUAUUGACUGGAACACAGUCAAGUACGACGUCGAUUGGAAGACUGUUGACUAUUCCGGUAUCGACUGGAACACAGUCAAGUACGACGUUGACUGGAAGACUGUCAACUACGGUGCUCCUACGCCAGCUGCUGCUGCCGCUGCUGGCCCAACUCCUGUGGGCACACCUGCUGCUGUCUCAUCUGUUACACCUGCGGCCACUUCUGCUCCAGCAGUCGCAAAUGCCUUCAACUUCAUCUCGACCCGCUCCGGUGACAUCAAUGUGCACUUGAGGCCAUUGUACGCCAAGGGCAACGCCAUUCGCAUCGGCGGCACAGCACCUACCUCGCAGACUCCCAACGUCCCUCAGCUUGCUGGAUUCCCUACCACAAGCACGACUUCCUUCCUUAUUGCAAACGAUCGCGCUUCUCUUGCAGUCUCUGUUCCUGGUGGCCAGCAGGUCUUCGUCAACUCUGACGGCCGCCUCUCGUACACUGUCCCUCACUCUGGCAACACUGGCACUGGUUCUACAGUGACAGGCUUUUCUGUUGCUUCGUCUGGCAGCAGCAACGUCAACCUGAACUUCAACGGGAAGAACAGCUUCCUUGCUUGCCCAGUGUCUGGUGCAGCUGGCGAGUACGACAUCUAUGCCGCUGAGAAGACGACCAGGACUGACUGUACUGGCAUCAGCAUCCUCGGUGUUCCAAACGCCAACCCUCCUCAGGCAUGGCAGUGGUAGAUUUCUAUAAGAUACUAGUCCAUAAUGAUAAUGCUGAUGAUACCUAUAAA